CCGGCCGGCUCACCCUUUAUGUAAAUAGCGGCGGCUCCGCCCCCUGCUCGCCGCGGCGGAGGUGAGCAGGAAGGAGACGGCCGCCCAGCAGCCCGUGGGCCCGCGGCGGAGCAAGCGGAGCCGGCGGCCGGCGCCGAGGGACGCGGAGGCCUCGGACGGGAGCUGGAGUGGAGUUCCAGGCUGGACACCGAGCUUUGGCUGUGGGGAGAACUGACUGUAGCCAGGAGAGCUGUGGUGUGGCCCCCAGAGGCUCUCACCUGAGACAGGGGGCCCGUGCGCAGCAAGAUGAGGAGGUUCCUGAGGCCGGGACAUGACCCUGCGAGGGAGAGGCUCAAGCGGGACCUCUUCCAGUUUAACAAGACGGUGGAGCACGGCUUCCCGCACCAGCCCAGCGCCCUCGGCUACAGCCCCUCUCUGCGCAUCCUGGCCAUCGGCACCCGCUCCGGAGCCGUCAAGCUCUAUGGUGCCCCGGGGGUGGAGUUCAUGGGGCUGCACCGUGAGAACAACGCGGUAGUGCAGAUCCACUUCCUGCCUGGCCAGUGCCAGCUGGUCACCCUGCUGGACGACAACAGCCUGCACCUGUGGAGCCUGAAGGUCAAAGGCGGGGUGUCAGAGCUGCAGGAAGAUGAGAGUUUCACGCUGCGUGGCCCCCCAGGGGCCGCCCCCAGUGCCACGCAGAUCACCGUGGUCCUGCCGCAUUCCUCCUGCCAGCUGCUCUACCUGGGCACCGAGAGCGGCAGUGUGUUCGUGGUGCAGCUGCCGGCUUUCCGCGCGCUGGAGGACCAGACGAUCAGCUCAGAUGCCGUGCUGCAGCGGUUGCCAGAGGAGGUCUGCCACAGGCGGGCAUUUGAGAUGGUGGAGGCUCUGCAGGAACAUCCCCGGGACCCCAACCAGAUCCUCGUCGGCUACAGCCGGGGCCUUGUCGUCAUCUGGGACCUACAGGGCAGCUGUGUGCUCUGUCAUUUCCUCAGCAGCCAGCAACUGGAGAACGUCUGCUGGCAGCGGGACGGGCAUCUGAUUGUCAGCUGCCAUUCUGACGGCAGCUACUGCCAGUGGCCCGUGUCCAGUGACACCCUGCAACCGGAGCCCCUGCGCAGCUGUGUGCCUUACGGCCCUUUUCCUUGCAAAGCUAUUACCAAAAUCUUCUGGCUGACCACCAAGCAGGGGUUGCCCUUCACCAUCUUCCAGGGCGGCAUGCCGCGGGCCAGCUAUGGGGACCGCCACUGCAUCUCAGUGGUCCACAACGGCCAGCAGACAGCCUUUGACUUCACCUCCCGUGUCAUCGACUUCACUGUCCUCAUCGAGGCGAACCCUGAGGCUGCCUUUGAUGACCCCUAUGCCCUGGUAGUGCUGGCUGAGGAGGAGCUGGUCGUGAUUGACCUGCACACGGCUGGUUGGCCGCCGGUCCAGCCUCCCUACCUGGCCUCCCUGCACUGCUCCGCCAUCACCUGCUCCCACCAUGUCUCCAACAUCCCCCUGAAGCUGUGGGAGCGCAUCAUCGCUGCCGGCAGCCGGCAGAACACACACUUCUCCACCAUGGUAGGUCUGGCCCCGGCCCCAGCCCCGCCCCAGCCCAGAGCCAGGCUCGCCCAUGAACUUCUCCGUCAUCUCCUCCAGGAGUGGCCCAUUGACGGUGGCACCAGCCUGGCCCCAGCCCCGCCCCAGAGGGACCUGCUGCUCACGGGGCACGAGGACGGCACAGUGCGGUUCUGGGAUGCCUCGGGCGUCUGCUUGCGGCUGCUCUACAAACUCAGCACGGUACGGGUGUUCCUCACCGACACAGACCCCAACGAGAGCCUCAAUGCCCAGGGUGAGGACGAGUGGCCCCCCCUCCGCAAGGUGGGCUCCUUCGAUCCCUACAGUGACGAUCCUCGGCUGGGCAUCCAGAAGAUUUUCCUCUGCAAAUACAGUGGCUACCUGGCUGUGGCCGGCACAGCAGGGCAGGUGCUGGUGCUGGAGCUGAAUGACGAGGAGGCGGAGCACGCCGUGGAGCAGGUGGAGGCCGACCUGCUGCAGGACCAGGAGGGCUACCGCUGGAAGGGGCACGAGCGCCUGUGUGCCCGCCCAGGGCCCGUGCACUUCGAGCCCGGCUUCCAGCCCUUUGUGUUGGUGCAGUGCCAGCCCCCGGCUGUGGUCACCUCCUUGACCCUGCACUCCGAGUGGCGGCUCGUGGCCUUCGGCACCAGCCACGGCUUUGGCCUCUUUGACCACCAGCAGCGGCGGCAGGUCUUUGUCAAGUGCACGCUGCACCCCAAUGACCAGCUAGCCUUGGAGGGCCCGCUGUCCCGUGUGAAGUCCCUAAAGAAGUCCCUGCGCCAGUCUUUCCGCCGGAUACGUCGCAGCCGGGUGUCCAGCAGGAAGCGGCGGCCUGCUGGCCCUCCGGGAGAGGUGCAGGAGGGGAGCAGCAGGGCAGAGAGGACUGGCCUGCAGAACAUGGAGCUGGCGCCCGUGCAGCGCAAGAUCGAGGCCCGCUCGGCAGAGGACUCCUUCACGGGCUUUGUCCGGACCCUCUACUUCGCUGACACCUACCUGAGGGACAGCUCCCGCCACUGCCCCUCGCUGUGGGCUGGCACCAAUGGAGGUACCGUCUACGCCUUUGCCCUGCGCGUGCCCCCCGCCGAGCGGAGAAUGGAUGAGCCGGUGCGGGCGGAGCAGGCCAAGGAGAUCCAGCUGAUGCACCGAGCGCCCGUGGUGGGCAUCCUGGUGCUGGACGGACACAGCGUGCCCCUUCCCGAGCCCCUGGAAGUGGCCCACGACCUGUCAAAGAGCCCCGACAUGCAGGGAAGCCACCAGCUGCUUGUCGUGUCGGAGGAGCAGUUCAAGGUGUUCACGCUGCCCAAGGUCAGCGCCAGGCUGAAGCUGAAGCUGACCGCCCUGGAGGGCUCGCGGGUGCGGCGGGUCAGCGCGGCCCGCUUCGGCAGCUGUCGAGCCGAGGACUACGGGGAGCACCACCUGGCCGUCCUCACCAACCUGGGCGACAUCCAGGUGGUCUCGCUGCCCCUGCUCAAGCCCCAGGUGCGGUACAGCUGCAUCCGCCGGGAGGACGUCAGCGGCAUCGCCUCCUGCGUCUUCACCACAUACGGCCAAGGUUUCUACCUGAUCUCACCCUCCGAGUUUGAGCGCUUCUCUCUCUCCACCAAGUGGCUGGUUGAGCCCCGGUGCCUGGUGGAUUCAGCAGAAACGAAGAACCACAGCCGUCUCCGCGACAAAUCGGGCCCUGAGAAGGCCUUGGGCCGAGCCAGGAACUCAGGGAGCCAGAGUGAUGGAGAGGAGAGGUCGUCGAGCCCCAUGAUGGAGCACGCCCUGCUCAAUGACGAGAGCGUCCUGAAGGAGAUCCAGAGCACGCUGGAGGGGGGCCGAGGGAGCUGUGGUGAUUGGCGUUCCCAGCGAGUGGCCGUGGGGUACGGCCUCAGCAACGGGGGAGGAUGCUCCUGAGUUGCCGUGGCUCUCUCUCCUUCUGCACGAUGAACACACACUACUGACGGCUCUUCCUGGGGGCGCCGCCCCACCUGGAGAGGGCCGUGCAGGGGCCGGGGGCACCCCCAGUGCCCGCCCUGCUGCUGCUCCUGGCCUUGGGAGAGGAGGGACCCCAGGCCCCUGGGGCUCUCCCUCCUCGGGCCUUGACUCUCUCGGUCCUUUUGUCAAUGUUGCACAGUUUUUAUCCCCGUCUCCCCCCCUUUUUGUAGUGGGCUGGGUUUUAAAUUAUAAAUGUUUAACUGCCUCCGGGUGAAAAAGUUUUUAAUAAACACCUUAUUACCUCUUCA
Balaenoptera ricei (Rice's whale) is the source of this 3764-nucleotide messenger RNA. RefSeq names its product LLGL scribble cell polarity complex component 2 (gene LLGL2). Gene Ontology annotation, biological process: regulation of Notch signaling pathway; establishment of spindle orientation; regulation of protein secretion. The transcript is spliced from 26 exons. Bases 286 to 3435 code for a protein of 1049 amino acids. Lineage: Eukaryota; Metazoa; Chordata; Mammalia; Artiodactyla; Balaenopteridae. The record is from RefSeq and is a predicted model, not a curated record. Gene Ontology annotation, cellular component: cortical actin cytoskeleton; plasma membrane; cytoplasm. Gene Ontology annotation, molecular function: myosin II binding; GTPase activator activity.